AUUGAGCUUCCCAGUUAGUAACAGUUCGUUUGCGGACUUCGUUUCGUAAACAAAGAGAUAAUUUUUUUUUCAUAGCGACUGACUGACUUUCGUUACUUACAUAAACGUGUAUUGAAAAAAUGUUUCGAUUUGUCUUUUGGGCAAGUUUUUACCUCGCUUUCAUUAAUGCUGAUCUGAUUAGGAUUCCAGUACACCGGUUUCAAUCACCUAGAAAUAGAUUACUCGAUGUAGGAACUGAACUCACUCAAGUAAAACUUCGUUAUGGAGAUGAACCAAUACUAGAGCCACUUUCUAAUUAUUUAGAUGCUCAGUAUUAUGGAGUAAUUUCUAUUGGUUCACCUCCGCAAAAUUUCACUGUUGUUUUUGAUACAGGAUCUUCGAAUCUUUGGGUACCAUCUAAGAAAUGCCACAUAACAAAUAUUGCUUGCUUAUUGCACCAUAAGUAUAAUAGUAAACGCUCAAAUACUUAUAAAGCAAAUGGAACUGAAUUUGCUAUUCGUUAUGGUUCUGGCAGCUUAUCUGGAUUCUUGUCAAAUGAUGUUGUUACUAUUGCGGGUGUGGAAGUGAAAGAUACAACAUUUGCUGAAGCAUUAAGUGAACCUGGAUUGGCUUUUGUAGUAGCUAAAUUUGAUGGCAUUAUGGGAAUGGCAUAUGAUACAAUUUCAGUUGAUGGUGUGACUCCAGUUUUCUAUAAUAUGGUCAAACAAGGUUUAGUUCCUCAACCUGUUUUUAGUUUCUAUUUGAAUAGAGAUCCAACUUCAAAGAUUGGUGGAGAAAUGCUUUUAGGUGGUUCUGAUCCUGAACAUUACACUGGUGAAUUCACAUAUGUUCCUGUUAGCAAUAAGGGCUAUUGGCAAUUCAAAAUGGAUAAUAUCAACAUUGGUGGAAAAACAUUUUGCAAUAAUGGCUGUCAAGCUAUCGCUGACACUGGAACUUCCCUUAUUGCCGGACCUGUUCGCGAAGUUGCUGGAAUCAACAAGAAAAUUGGAGCCACUCCAAUUACAGCUGGUCAAGCAAUGAUCAGCUGCUCUGCUAUUCCCUAUUUACCUACGAUUGAUUUUAUGAUUGGUGAUAAAACAUUUAAUUUAACAGGAGACGACUACGUAUUAAAGGUUACUCAGUUCGGGCAAACCGUAUGCCUUAGUGGAUUUAUGGGCAUUGAUAUCGAUCCACCACGAGGUCCACUAUGGAUUUUAGGCGAUGUAUUUAUUGGCCGUUUUUACACUGAGUUCGAUAUGGGAAACAAUCGUAUUGGAUUUGCCAUCGCUAAAUAAAAAUUUUUGUGCAAAUCCAAUGAAGAAUUUGCGAUAUUAGAUGAACAAAUUAUUAUUUUUACAUUUUAAUGACUUAUUAAUUAUUAUUCAUAAAAUCAAUUAGAACUGUUGUAAGCAUAACGAAUGGAUGAAAUUCCGAUCAAAUGAGACAAAUGAACGUAAUUAAGUAAUAAAGAUUUUACAUUUAUAACUGAA
Messenger RNA from Ceratosolen solmsi marchali, 1469 nucleotides. RefSeq names its product cathepsin D (gene cathD). Gene Ontology annotation, molecular function: aspartic-type endopeptidase activity. The coding region runs from base 120 to 1274 and encodes 384 amino acids. Gene Ontology annotation, cellular component: lysosome. Gene Ontology annotation, biological process: cell death; proteolysis. The transcript is spliced from 8 exons. The record is from RefSeq and is a predicted model, not a curated record. Lineage: Eukaryota; Metazoa; Arthropoda; Insecta; Hymenoptera; Agaonidae.